This is a messenger RNA of Sorex araneus (European shrew), 1854 nucleotides long. RefSeq names its product coiled-coil domain containing 185 (gene CCDC185). Lineage: Eukaryota; Metazoa; Chordata; Mammalia; Eulipotyphla; Soricidae. Bases 1 to 1854 code for a protein of 617 amino acids. The record is from RefSeq and is a predicted model, not a curated record. The transcript has 2 exons.
AUGGACGGCUUCGGCCGCUUGUCCCCGCCGCCGGCGUGCAGGGAGCUCCGGGAGCCGCCGCGCCGCAGGUUGCGCUCGUCGUCGGCUCGGCCCAGCGCGCCCGGGGCGCCCUUGGAGCCGGCGCUGAGCAGCUGGACCAGGACCCGAGCGGACGAGAGCGAGGCGGCCGCGCCCUGGGCUGCCCGGCGCCGCUCGCCAGCCACCCCGCGGCCUCGGCGGCGCCGCCGCUACCUCGACUCGCCCCGGGAGAGCCGCAGCCUGACCGACUUGUCCCGGAGGCCGCCGGCCGAGCGCGCCAGGAAGCACCGCGCGGGCAGCCGGCGCCUGGAAGAGGCUUGGGGGGAGGCGAGGAUCAAGCCGCCGCGGCCGGUGCAGGACAACCUGCACUGCCCGCACUACCGUCAGGGCCCCGAAGAGUCGCCCUCGCCGUCGCCGGACCCCGCAGGCUCUUACACGUCCUUAAUGGACGACUUGGGGGCAGGAAAAACGCCAGAUGGGGAUCAGUGGGCGGUGCACGUCUGCAGAGGCCUGGGACGCUGGUCCCUCACCUCGAUUCUCACCGACAAGUCUUCCGCGCUCUCCCACGAGUGCGGGAUACACUCCGCUUGCGUGUAUCCCCCCAAAAAAGACGGCGCAGACCCGGUGGGGUCAGUAGGCAGCCAGUACUCCCAGCACUCAUUCUCCAGCAAGGACACCCAGAUCCUCAAGAAUCAGUUGGAGGAGGCCAUCGUGUCCUCUAGGGACGAGAAGAUUGUGGCCCUGGUGCUCAGCCGGCUCAAGAAGGCCCAGAGGAUGCGCGAGCUGCAGCGGCAGGCGGCGGUUGCCUGGGAGGAGCUGAAGGCUUCCGACCACCAGGUCCAGAGGACCCUGGAGAAGGAGCGUCGCCUGCUGCUGCAGCAGAGCCAGGAGCAAUGGAAGCAUGAGAAGGAGCCGCGCAGGGCUCGGCUGAAGCGCGAGCCGCGUGUCCGGCGCCAAGGCAGCAGCAAGAAGAACAGGCUCCAGCCAGAGGAACCAUGGACCUCGCAACUGGAGAACCAGCACCAGGAGAAGCUGGAGAGGCUGCAGAGGAACCGCAUCCAGGCUGAGCACCGGAAGUUAUGCCAAGAGCAGCGCUUGCAGGAGCAUGAGAGGAUGCUGCAGGGCGUGCGCGAGCACAGUCACCUGCAGCUACAGAGGCGGCUAGAACGGGCCAGCCACAAGAAACACCUGUAUACCUUGGAGGGUCAGAAGAAGGUACAGGAAGCCAACUUGAGCUCCCUAGUCAAUUACCAGGCUCGGAAGGUCCUCAUGGACUGCCAGGCCAAGGCCGAGGAGGUGCUCAGGAAGCUAUCUCUGGAGCAGAGUUGCCAGCGGUCCCAAGACCUCCAGCGGGGCUUGCUGAAGGAGCGUCAGCGAGAGCUACGGGAAAAGGUCCAGAAGGAGGAGGAGCAGUUCCAGCAGGUCAAGAGUCGCGCAGAGGAGUUUGAGGAGCUGAAGAAGGUGCACAAGCAGCUGCUGGUGGAGCUGGCCAACCAGAAGAUCCACAGGGCCCGGAGCACGGUGCACAGAAACAUCCAGGACAAGGCGCAGCAUAUUCGUGAGCUCAACAUCCUGCGGGAGAAGAACCACCACAUCCUGAAGCUGAAAGCCGAGAAGGAGGAGAAGUGCCACAUUGAGGGCAUCAAAGAAGCCAUUCGGAAAAAGGAGCAGAAGAUGGAGCAGAUCUCGCGACAGAAAGAAGCCGCCUUUGAACAGCUGCGGAAGAGCGGGCGCACUCUGAGGAGAGAUCUGGGCAUCCCCACUCGCAGCUGCAGCUCCUUGAACCCGCUGGUGCAGGAAACACAGCUUUGUGCCUGUCAGCAGGGAGACUACUGA